This is a messenger RNA of Camelina sativa (false flax), 472 nucleotides long. The record is from RefSeq and is a predicted model, not a curated record. NCBI's taxonomy places the organism in Eukaryota, Viridiplantae, Streptophyta, Magnoliopsida, Brassicales, Brassicaceae.
AGCACAACUCCAUCUUGAGCGUCCUCAACACCUUUCAACACAAAUGCAGCCUGGUACGCUUGUGCACCCUCCUCCACUGAUACCUCAGUUUUCUCAGUUUCAAGUUUCUCCACCACCAGCUAUGCCAGCUAGAACGUUUCCUCCUCCACCAUUGCCUGUACAUGACGAGUCAGCACUUGCUCCAGAAGUCAAAGAAGACAAGUUUCUUGCUCAACAACCGUGUUCCUCCACCAUCGGUGAUGACUGGGAAGUCAUUGACAUCCCAGUGCAGUCUUUCUUGGAAAGAUUGGCAAAUUGGGAGAUGCAAAUUCCAGCAAACAAAUAGAAGUUAAGUGGAAGAGUCGGUCUUUGUAAAAGAUGCAGCUGCGAAAUGCUUUUCAAUCUCUUAACUGUUCUUUAAUCUUAAACAUAUCUUUAUUAUGUGAUGUGAUUGAUACUCAUGGUAGACUAAGAUCUAUGUUUCUUGAAUUCC